This is a messenger RNA of Orycteropus afer afer, 1638 nucleotides long. It is a transcript of the gene CAPS2, whose product is annotated as calcyphosine 2. Lineage: Eukaryota; Metazoa; Chordata; Mammalia; Tubulidentata; Orycteropodidae. Gene Ontology annotation, molecular function: calcium ion binding. The record is from RefSeq and is a predicted model, not a curated record.
AUGGAUUUCAAGGUAAAGGGAUUUGCUGCUUCUCCUAGGAGCCAAACUCAGCCCUUCUCUGGAAGAAAGAAGCCACUAAAAAUGAUUUCUUUCAGGGUCCCACCACUUGAUUUGGGAAGCCUCGUUGACUCUGAUGAUGAGGAUGAUUUUUCCUAUAUUCCACUUAGUACAGCGCAUAUUCAUUUUAACCCACCAAAAUUAUCUUCUGCUCUUGAUUGGGUCACACCAUGUCAAAUAUCUUAUUCUCAGCAUCAUCUAAAUGAACUGGACCAAAACAUCAUACCUGAAGAUCUGCCAGCACCAACAGAGAAAUAUAAACUAAAAUAUCAGCAAUACAAAACUGAAAUGAAAGAGGGAUAUAAACACUAUAGUCGGAAAAGUGCAGAAAAGACAAAAUCAAAUAUCACAUGUCAACAGUUUCCAAGAAGCAAGAUAGAUGACAAGGAAAGUGUGGCUGCAGAGAAGAAGAAGCAGACUGUUGCAGAGCAAGUGAUGAUAGACCACUUAUCUAGGGCCGUAAUCAGUGAUCCAGAACAAAAUUUAACCAGUGAGAAACAAAGUGCUUCUAUCCUUCCACAUCCAAAGAUGGCACCUCUUCGGUUUAGGAAAAGAACAUUACAUGAAACAAAGAUAAGAACCCAUUCUACAUUAACUGAAAAUGUGCUUUCCAAUAAAUUACAAUUUGAUUGUAGAAUCAUAUCAAGAAAUGGGCAUGAUACUUGUAGAGAGUUGAUUGGAUUCUUUUUUACUCAUGACCAGUCCCUUACUAUUUAUGAAUAUCGGCAAUUUGGGAAAAAUAGGUCAAAUGUGCUUCCUUUUAUUCAAAAAAACAUUUAUAGUCAUCAACAUGGACGAAGAAAAGGAAAACAAUACCAACUUGGUGAUUUUUAUAUUGGUGCAAAUUUGACAUUUUUGAGUUCUGAUCAUCCUAGCCUUCCGGAAAGCAUAAAAGAAAACAAAUUACUUACACUUCGAAUCACAAAUAUUGACCGGAUAGCUUUGGAUUCUCUCAAAACUGCUUCUGAGGAACAUGUGGAUGAUGUAACUAAUCAAGAAGCCAAUGAUAGACUGGUCCUCAAGGCCAUUCAAGAUGUGCUAAAAGUAAAACUACAUAAAAGAGGUGUUCGCAUUUUGACUGGGCUGGGAAAAUACUUUCAACAAUUGGACAAAGAAGGAAGUGGAUUUUUAGACAAGGCUGAUUGUAAGCAAGCUCUAAAACGUUUUAACUUAGAAGUGUCUGAAAAGGAUUUUGAGUCCUUAUGGCUAAUUCUGAAUGGCUGUGGCAGUGGCAAGGUUGAUUAUGGAGAAUUCAAACGUGCCAUUACUGGUGAAAUGAAUGAGUAUAGGAAAUCAUUUGUUCGAAAGGCAUUUAUGAAACUGGAUUUCAACAAAACUGGAAGUGUGUCUAUUACAGAUAUAAGAAAAUGUUACUGUGCAAAGAAGCACCCUCAAGUAAUUUCAGGUCAUUCCACAGAGGAAGAAAUCAAAUCAUCUUUUCUAGAAACAUUAAAAGAUGCUGGCAGCAUGUCCGAUGAAGUAUCAUACUGUGAAUUUGAAGAUUACUAUGAAGGUCUAAGUAUAGGGAUAACCGAUGAUGAAGAUUUUGUUAAUAUCAUACGUACUCCAUGGGGGAUUUAG